CCCUCCCGCUCUCUCGCCGCAACUGCUUCCUUGCUUGACGUCUUUACGACUUUCCUUAUACCUACAAGUGAACGCACCCACGACCUUCGAAUAGUUGGGCCGCCAUUGCCCCCAGGCUCCACGCUCCAACACAAGCUCCUGAUCCAGCCAACGGAUGAGGUAGCCGCCUACACAUCACAACCAUGGCGCCCUUACCUAUCAAGUUCACCGAGCUGCUACAGCUCACAUCGCUCAACAUUGACCCCAAGUCAUUUGGUUUCAACUCCUGUACAUUAGAAUCAGAUAACUAUGUCUGCGUUUGCGACACUGCCUCGUCCGAGGUUGUUAUUGUCAACCUCAAGAACAACAACAGUGUCGUUCGUCGCCCUAUCAAGGCUGACAACGCCAUCAUGCACUGGACCAAGGACAUCAUCGCUCUCCGCGCCCAACAGCGUACUCUUCAAAUCUUCGACCUGGGCGCAAAGGCCAAGCUGAAGUCGGCCACCAUGAACGAGGACGUCGUUUUCUGGAAGUGGUACAGCGACAAGAGCUUGGGUCUGGUUACAGAGACUAGUGUCUACCACUGGGACAUCUUUGAUCCCAGUCAGGCCGCUCCUGUCAAGAUGUUCGACCGCAACGCCAACUUGGGCUCCCAGAUCAUCAACUACAGAGUCAGCCAUGACGAGAAGUGGAUGGUUGUCGUUUCCAUCUCGUCGCAGCAGGGUCGCGUUGUCGGAAAUAUGCAGCUCUACUCUCGCGACCGCGGUAUCAGUCAGGCAAUCGAGGGCCACGCCGCUGCUUUCGGCACCAUCAAAUUGGAGGGCGCGCCUGCAGAGACCAAGGUCUUCACCUUCUGCAACCGCACUCCUACAGGCGCCAAGCUCCACGUUGUUGAAAUCGACCACCAGCAAGGCAAUCCCGUCUUCCCCAAGAGAGCCGUCGACGUCUACUUCCCGCAAGAAGCCGCCAACGACUUCCCUGUCUCGAUGCAGGUCUCGGAGAAGUACAAGGUUAUCUACUUGGUGACCAAGUACGGCUUCAUCCACCUGUACGACUUGGAGACUGGUACUGUCAUCUUCAUGAACCGCAUCUCGAGCGAUACUGUCUUCACCACAUGUCCCGACGGAGAGUCUGCUGGUAUUGUCGGCAUCAACCGUAAGGGACAAGUUCUGUCUGUCAGCCUCGACGAGAACACCGUCAUUCCUUACCUGUUGCAGAACUCCGAGAACGCCGAGCUCGCCUACAAGCUGGCCUCGCGCGGUGGUCUUCCCGGUGCUGACCAGCUCUACCAGCAGCGUUUCGAACACCUCGUUUCUUCCGGUCAAUACGCCGACGCCGCCAAGACUGCUGCCAACUCUCCCAAUGGCUUCCUCCGCACACCUCAGACCAUCGAGCGCUUCAAGGCACUGCAAGCCCAGCCUGGACAGCUCUCGGUCAUCCUCCAAUACUUCGGUAUGUUGCUCGACAAGGGCAAGCUCAACCAGCACGAGACCCUCGAGUUGGCUAGACCUGUUCUUCAGCAAAACCGCAAGCACCUUCUUGAGAAGUGGAUGAGCGAGGGCAAGCUUGGUUGCUCUGAGCAGCUCGGUGACAUUGUUCGUCUGCACGACCUGAACCUGGCUAUGCAGAUUUACAAGGAUGCCGGAUGCCCUCAGAAGGUUAUUGCUGCCAUGGCCGAGUCCGGUAACUUCGACCAAAUCCUCUCAUACUCCAAGGAGACUGGCUACACACCGGACUUCAACGCUCUCCUCCAGCACAUCGUUAGAGUCAACCCUGAGAAGGGUGCUGAGUUCGCUACUGCUCUCGCCAAGGAGGACGCCAACCUCAUCGACACUUCCCGUGUCCUCGACGUCUUCAUGUCUCAGGGCAUGAUCCAACAGGCUACUGCAUUUGGUCUCGAUGUUUUGUCCGCAAACAGAGAAGAGGACGGUCCUCUCCAGACUCGCCUGAUCGAGAUGAACUUGAUGAACGCUCCUCAGGUCGCCGAUGCUAUCCUUGGUAACGAGAUGUUCACCCACUACGAUCGUCCUCGUGUUGCCACCCUUUGCGAGCAGGCUGGUUUGUACACAAGAGCUCUGGAGCACUACGAGGAUCCUGCUGCCAUCAAGCGUGUCAUUGUUCAGUCUGACAAGAUUCCUGAGGAGUUCUUGGUCAACUUCUUCGGCAAGCUCACUCUCGAGCUUUCUAUGGAGUGCUUGGACGAGAUGUUGAAGGUUAACAUCCGCCAAAAUCUCGCCGCCGUUAUCAACAUUUCGAAGAAGUACUCUGACCUGUUCGGUCCUCACCGCAUCAUUGCCCUUCUCGAGAAGUACAGAACUGCCGAGGGUCUCUACUACUACCUCGGUGGUAUCGUCAACUUGAGCGAGGAUGAGGAGGUCACCUUCAAGUACAUUGAAGCCGCCACAACAAUGGGCCAGAUCCAAGAAGUGGAACGUGUCUGCAGAGAAUCUAACCACUUUAACGCCGAGAAGGUCAAGAACUUCUUGAAGGAAGCCAACCUUACCGAGCAACUUCCUUUGAUCAUCGUUUGCGAUCGCUUCAACUUUGUUCACGAUUUGGUUUUGUACCUCUACAAGAACCAGCACUUCAAGUCUAUCGAGGUCUACGUCCAACGUGUCAACCCUGGCAGAACUCCUGGUGUCAUCGGUGGCCUGCUUGAUGUCGACUGUGACGAGAACAUAAUCAAGAACCUGUUGGGCUCGGUCGACUCGACUGUCAUUCCUAUUGAUGAGCUUGUCUCGGAAGUUGAGUCCAGAAACCGCCUGAAGCUCUUGCUGCCUUUCUUGGAAGCCACUCUUCAAGCUGGCAACACACAGCAAGCUGUCUACAACGCUCUUGCCAAGAUCUACAUUGACAGCAACAACGAUCCUGAGAAGUUCCUCAAGGAGAACGAUAUGUACGACACCAUGAUUGUUGGUAAAUACUGCGAGAAGCGCGACCCCAACCUCGCCUACAUUGCCUACCGCAAGGGCCAGAACGACCUCGAGCUUAUUGAGAUCACCAACGACAAUGCCAUGUUCAGAGCACAGGCUCGUUACUUGCUCGAGCGUGAGGACUUGGAGAUCUGGAACUACGUUCUCAGCUCCAACAACAUGCACCGUCGCUCUCUUGUUGACCAGGUUAUUGCCACUGCCGUUCCCGAGUCGCAAGACCCUGAGCGUGUGUCGAUCGCCGUCAAGGCCUUCAUCGAUGCUGAUAUGCCCACUGAGCUGAUUGAGCUUCUCGAGAAGAUCAUUCUUGAGCCCUCCGCCUUCAGCGACAACGCUAACCUCCAGAACCUGCUUAUGCUCACUGCUUGCAAGUCUGACCGUGCUCGUGUCGGAAACUACAUUCAGAACCUUUCCGAGUACAGUCCCGAGGACAUUGCCUCCCAAUGUAUUGAGGUUGGCAUGUACGAGGAGGCUUUCGAGAUCUACAAGAAGCACGGCAACCACACCGCUGCUACUAACGUUCUGGUUGAGCACGUCGUUUCCAUUGAUCGUGCCCAAGACUACGCCGACCAGGUCGACACUCCUGAGGUCUGGAGCAGAGUCGCUAAGGCUCAGCUCGAUGGUCUUCGCAUCAGCGAUUCAGUCACAUCUUACAUCCGUGCUGAAGACCCCUCCAACUACAACGAGGUCAUUGAGAUUGCCACACACGCUGGCAAGGAUGAGGAUCUUAUCAAGUUCCUCCGUAUGGCCCGCAAGACCAUGCGCGAAGCUGCCAUCGACACUGCUCUCGCUUUCUCCUUUGCCCGUACCAACCAGCUUAACGAGUUGGAGGAUUUCCUUCGCAGCUCGAACGUUGCCGAUAUCGAGGCUUCGGGCGACAAGGCUUACGAGGAGGGCUUCCACGAGGCUGCCAAAAUCUUCUUCUCCAGCAUCUCCAACUGGGCCAAGCUUGCCACCACCCUUGUUCACCUCGAGGACUACCAGGCUGCUGUUGAGUGUGCCCGCAAGGCUAACAACAUCAAGGUCUGGAAGCAGGUCAACGAGGCCUGUGUUGCCAAAAAGGAGUUCCGUCUUGCCCAGAUUUGCGGUCUCAACUUGAUUGUGCACGCUGAGGAGCUUCAGGAUCUUGUCAAGCAGUACGAGUACAACGGCUACUUCGAUGAGCUCAUUUCGCUUUUGGAAGCUGGUCUCGGUCUCGAGCGCGCUCACAUGGGUAUGUUCACCGAGUUGGGUAUUGCCCUCUCUAAGUACCACCCUGAGCGUGUCAUGGAACAUCUCCGCAUCUUCUGGGGCCGUAUCAAUAUCCCCAAGAUGAUCCGCGCUUGCGAGGAGGCUCACCUGUGGCCCGAGCUUGUCUUCCUAUAUGCUCACUAUGAUGAAUGGGACAACGCUGCUCUUGCUAUGAUGGAGCGUGCUGCUGAUGCUUGGGAGCACCACUCUUUCAAGGACACUGUUGUCAAGGUCGCCAACUUGGAGAUUUACUACAAGGCCCUCAACUUCUACCUCCAGGAGCAACCCUCCCUCCUUACCGAUCUUCUCCAAUCUCUGACUCCUCGCAUUGACGUUAACCGCGUUGUGCGUAUGUUCGAGAAGUCUGACAACAUCCCUCUUAUCAAGCCCUUCCUUCUCAACGUCCAAACCCAGAACAAGCGUGCUGUCAACGAUGCCAUCAACGACUUGCUCAUCGAGGAGGAGGACUACAAGACUCUUCGCGACUCUGUUGAGAACUACGACAACUACGAGGCUGUCGCUCUUGCUCAGCGCCUUGAGAAGCACGAUCUCGUCUUCUUCAGACAGAUCGCUGCCAACAUCUACCGCAAGACCAAGAGAUGGGACAAAUCGAUUGCUCUGUCCAAGCAAGACAAGCUCUUCAAGGACGCCAUCGAGACUGCCGCCAUGUCAGGCAAGGGCGAGGUUGUCGAGGAGCUCCUCCGCUACUUUGUCGACAUUGGCAGCCGUGAGUGCUUCGUCGGUAUGCUUUACGCUUGCUACGACCUCAUCCCUCUGCACGUUGUUAUGGAGCUUUCAUGGCGCCACGGCUUGAACGACUUCACCAUGCCCUUCAUGAUCAACUACAUGUCACAACAGGCCAUGGCCAUCGAUCAGCUCAAGAAGGACAAUGAGGAGCGCAAGUCAAAGGAGACUGUUCAGAAGACUGAGGAGGACAACACACCCAUCCUCGGAGGAUCACGAUUGAUGCUUACCCAAGGACCUGUCGCAAGCGCGCCGAGCCCUGUGCCGUACUCGAACGGCGUGAUUCCUCAACCUACUGGAUUCCAACCCACAGGAUUUGGAGGAUUCAGAUGAAUUCGGAAGACAGUAAUAUAGAAGCGGGGACUUUGGCAACGGAUGGGGUGCAUAUGCAGGGCUACGGCAUGGAUAUGCACACUCCAGCGCAUUGUUGAGGAUGAGGGGUGUGCUUGUAGACUUUGAUGCGAGAUGACAAGAAUCGCAUUUGCAGCGAUUGAAAUUCUUGCAGCAGCAGACAAAAGGCAGUUAUGGAGGGGCG
Molecule: messenger RNA, 5418 nt
Organism: Aureobasidium pullulans EXF-150
Lineage: Eukaryota; Fungi; Ascomycota; Dothideomycetes; Dothideales; Saccotheciaceae
Product: clathrin heavy chain
Exons: 5
Coding region: 183-5216 (1677 amino acids)
Biological process (GO): intracellular protein transport; Golgi to endosome transport; receptor-mediated endocytosis
Cellular component (GO): clathrin complex; actin cortical patch; clathrin coat of coated pit
Molecular function (GO): structural molecule activity; clathrin light chain binding
Source: RefSeq, a predicted model, not a curated record